AUGAGGACAUCCGCGGACGUCUUGGCGGCCAUCCUGCUGUGGCUCCCUCCCAGCUCCCGGCAGCUGGCCCGCCUGGUCUGCCGGCGAUGGCGCGACGUUGUAGACACGCGCACGACGGAGAUGCAGAGCCGCGCCAAGCCUCUCGUAGUUACGGACGCGGGCUCCGCGCACGCCGUGGACGAUCUAUCAACAGGGUGCCAUAGAGUUCUGUGGAAUGGCAUCCCUAGGGAUCUCCCCCACGAACGCAGGAACGUCAUCGUCGGCACCUGCAAUGGCCUGAUCUGCCUGUGCAACAACCGGAAGGUCGACGGCGUCAUCACUGUGAUUAACCCGGUCACCGGCGAAAAGCUGUCUCUCCCGCCGCUGCUAUCCACCACUGGCUCCCCAGGGAGCGGCUACAUUGUAGGCUGGCACGAGGAGUAUGGCUUCGGGUACCACCCAACGACUGGACGGCACAAGGUCGUGCAUGUGGCGGCCUACGAUAGGAAGGGAAACUCUCAUCAAGUGAAGGUGUUCACUUUGGGGGAGUCGUCAUGGAGGGACGUUGCCACGGGCUCUGUCCCGAGAUGCCAAUACAGUGCCGGCAUUGUCGGCGUCAACGGCACCAUGUAUUGGGCUGCGAAGCGCGGAAGGAAGCUCAUGGCACUGGACCUCGACCAUGAGAGUCUCUCUUUCAUCAAGUCGCUACUUGAUGUGUCGCCUGGAAGCUGGAACCUGACGGAGGUGCGGGGGAGGUUGGGGGUGGUGUUUUACUCGUUUCCUCAUCAGUUUUGA
Messenger RNA from Triticum turgidum subsp. durum (durum wheat), 774 nucleotides. The record is from the annotation of a GenBank genome assembly. NCBI's taxonomy places the organism in Eukaryota, Viridiplantae, Streptophyta, Magnoliopsida, Poales, Poaceae.